AUGAAUCAAUUCGGUGGACCAUCAACCCCGGUUUAUGCUGUGAUCUCUCCUGCCACCACCGAGAGUACAUUGGCUGGCUCGCCUACCGUCGUGAAGCACGAAGACGGCUCUGUGACGGGUUCGGAACCUGCAAAGAAGAAGCAGAAGAGGAAUAAACCAACGCUUUCCUGCGAGGAGUGUGUAGAGAGGAAGACUAAGUGUGAUAGAGGCCGACCCCAUUGUCUUGCAUGUAUAAAACGACAAACCGAAUGCAGAUAUGCCCACGUUGCAAAUAUUUUAGAGGAAACGAACCGCACGGUCAAUAGUACCACGCGAAUGACCAAACCACCAAAGAAGAAGUCUGUAGUAAACGAGUUUGAAGGACCGAAACAAGUUCCACAUCCGCAUGAGAGGAGUGCUUCUAGGGGCUCGACAUCUUCAUCCGUCGGCCUCCUCUCGAAUGUCCCUUAUUCUCAUCCUUCAGCCUCGAAUGUCUUCGGCAUUGGAUCUGAACAUCCAUUUGCAAAUUACUGGACAUGUCAAGGAGGACUGACGGAAGUGAUAUCAGUUCUUCCAGAAAAGUUGCAAUCAGAUAUCCUUCUAGAACGAUAUUUCGAAUGCGUCGACCCGGUUUACCCUAUGUUGCAUAGACAAACCUUCUAUGCCGACUACACACAUUUUUGGUCCUUGCCUCAACCCGAGAGAGAUCGCGCCGAUGCCGCAUUUGUAGCAUUAGUUUUCUCCAUGCUUGCUAUGGGAACUCAAUUCGUAACAACAACUUCACCGCGAGAGCGCCAGCAAACCGCCGAGUUCUACGUGUCCGCAGCCCAUCAGUCUCUCCGGAUGAGUUCAUAUCUCAACAAAGCCUCCGUCCGCUCUAUCCAAGCCAUGGUAUUAGUAACCUACUUCCUGAUAAACGACAACCACGCCUCAGACGGCUGGGCAUUCGCCGGUAUCCUCAUCCGCCAAGCCUACGCCAUGGGCCUCCACCGGGACCCGAACAUCGUCUCCCCGCACGCGAGCACCUUCGACAAGCAGCAGCGGCGCAAACUCUGGCAAGCCGUGCUCCUACAAGACACCUUCCUCACAGUCCUCCUCUCCCUCCCCCCCAGCGCAACCCACACCGACGUCUCCGUCGAAGACCUCCAAGACGACGCCUCCAGCAUCGCCAACACAAACCCCACCGACACAGCCUACAUCCGCGGCUGCUGGACCCUCGCAAACCUAGUCCAGGAAACCAUCUGCUCCCCGCGCUCCCUCGACCUCCCCAUCUCCUCAACCCCCCGCCAGAAAGCAAAACUCCUCGCCGACUUCCGCGCCGUCUACCGUUCCUUCCCCGACGUCUUCCGCUGCUGGGACACUGAGACCAUCGCGCUGCUUACGCAGACGAACAAGCGCAUCGUGCGCCAGACAUUAUUUCUAACCAGUAAUUAUUUUCACAAUGUCAUGUUGUUGCAUAGCAGCGUGAGUGAUGAGGUUCCGAUUAAUGCGAGAGGAGCGCUGGAGGCCGCGCAUGAUGCGAUUACUGCGUUCUUCUUGUUUUACGAGCUGUUUGAUUCUGAGGCGAAGGUGUGGUGGGUGUUUAAUCAUAGGGCGUUUUUAGAAGCGCUUUGUAUUGGGGGAAUAAUUAAGGAUACGGUCAAGGAAGAGGGUGGUCUGGACUUGCUGGCAAGGGAUCCGUUGUUUGUUAGAGCUAAGGGUGAUAUUUUACGAAUGAUUGAGGUCAUGCAAGCGAUGAGUGAAGGCGAGCACGGUUCAGCUGUGGCAUUGACGCGGGUAUCUGUAUUGACGGCCUACUUGUAA
Messenger RNA from Lachnellula hyalina, 1782 nucleotides. RefSeq names its product Fusarisetin A cluster transcription factor. Gene Ontology annotation, molecular function: zinc ion binding; DNA binding; DNA-binding transcription factor activity, RNA polymerase II-specific. The transcript has 5 exons. Bases 1 to 1782 code for a protein of 593 amino acids. NCBI's taxonomy places the organism in Eukaryota, Fungi, Ascomycota, Leotiomycetes, Helotiales, Lachnaceae. Gene Ontology annotation, biological process: DNA-templated transcription; regulation of DNA-templated transcription. The record is from RefSeq and is a predicted model, not a curated record. Gene Ontology annotation, cellular component: nucleus.